Molecule: messenger RNA, 1889 nt
Organism: Zingiber officinale
Lineage: Eukaryota; Viridiplantae; Streptophyta; Magnoliopsida; Zingiberales; Zingiberaceae
Exons: 5
Coding region: 62-1465 (467 amino acids)
Source: RefSeq, a predicted model, not a curated record
CUUGAAACCGACCAACCUCUUCGGCUUCGGCUUCGGCUUCGGCUCCCCCCUCUCCGCCACGAUGUGCGAGAUGCUUGAUUCGGUGGUAGCGUCGUCGAUCCUCGAGUUCCUCCUCCGCCGCUCAGACUUCAGCACCUCCCUCGCCGGAGAAUGCCUGAUCGCACUCCCCGUCUCCUUCCCUCUCUCCUCUCGCCUCGAAGCCUCUCUCCUCCUUCGUCGUCUUUCUGCCGAUCUCUCUCGCCGAUCUAUUUCACUCAGCACCCUCCACACCCUCGAGCACCUCUACCGUCUCCAACGUUUCCCUUCCCUACUUCCUGCCUUCGCCUCUGUCGCCGUCGAGUGCACUGUCGCUCCCCUCCGCCGCCGCCCUUUCUUCUCAUCCUCCUCUAACAAUGACGCCGAGUUCUUCGACGCAGUCAAUAGGAUAUGGAAUUGUAAGGUGUCUGACAUCGAGCAGUCGGAGGUCUCUGAAUUGGUGUCUCCGGCGAUGAGAGAGGCGAGAAAGGAGAUGGAGGCCGCAGUAGUGGAUCCUGCAUUGAGGGAGGAAUUGGUCCGGCGAGAGACUAAGGAAUCGGCUCUGGAGGCUGUCAUGGUUUUUGUGGAGGAGGCGGGGAAGGAGAUGGGUCCGACGUUUCUUGAGGCUGCCGCGGAAGCAGUUCUGGGUUGGGAGAGGGAAGAUAGCAGGGCAUUAAGCAACCUUGACAGAUCUUUGAGAGCACUGCAAGGAAAGAUCAAAACUUUGCAUUCCUGUAAGUUCCAGCCAACAGAAAAUGAUGCUGAAAUGCAUCGCGCACCAAGCAAGAUGAACGCAUCAGGAUCAAAGGUUCUGUCCGACCAAGACGGGAGCAAUAAGGGCUUUAAGUUGACAGGGUGUAGUUCUAGGGGAGAUCAUGGAGAAGAUGGAAUGGUUGCUGCAGAGCAAGAUUUCUGCAUCGACAAUCCCACAACUUCUCGAGGAAAGGGUGGCGAUGAUAAAAAUAGCAAUGAUGAGUUCCGGUUAGAACACUCUAGUCCACUUCCAUCUGAUGCGAAUGCUACAAACAACAAUGAUGAGACGGAUUUUUCCAAGAAAGUUUCUCUGUCUGAUGAAAAACCUAGAUGCAACUUUUCAGAUGCUGAUACCGCUACCAGUUUGGAUGGGUUUAAAACUAAGAAGCGUAGUUUAAUGGACAGGAAUGCAACUGCUUCAACAUAUGAGUGGGAUUCUGGUGAAACCGAAUUUGGGCAAUCCCUACAUCGAGGAAAGGAAAUGAACAAAUUGAGACCAGGUAGGUCAGGUGAAGGAUUGUUUUUCAGGAGGAGAAGAAGGAUAUGGAAUCCACACGAGGAAAUGACUCUAAGAAAUGCUGUCGUGCAGUAUGGUGCUGGGAACUGGAAACUCAUAAAGGCCAGCCACUCUGAAAUAUUUAGUAAAAGAACUGAGCACGAUCUGAAGGACAAAUGGAGAAAUAUGACUAAAUUUUGAAAUCUUCUUAGCCUAGCAGUUCGCUGUCGAAGAAAAAACCCAGAGAGAUUGCUUCUGCAAGCCUUGACAUUAGUUCUCUGUAGGAAUUUCCAAGAACAGCAACUACGUCUCCCUCGAUGAUUUGUUGAUCUCAGAAUCUCAUUAAACGGUUGUCUCUAGACCAAUGCCAUUUUCACUUCUCCAUGCUGAUCUUCUAUUUGCAGGGCCAAGCUUUUGCGACUUGUAAAUUCCUAUUUCGUCUCGAUCAAUUUGCGAAGUUGGAUCGGUGGUGUGUCAUUGAACUUAAUGGUAAUUGCAAUGCUCUCGCUCCCCCUUUAAGUUAAAAGUUUUGCUAAAUGGGAAAGUGAAGCUGCAUGUUGAUUCUUACUGUGAAAUGUUGAUUAGUUAACAAUUUUACACAUGAAAGUAUAUUUCGAUUUUGAAA